Molecule: messenger RNA, 1032 nt
Organism: Glarea lozoyensis ATCC 20868
Lineage: Eukaryota; Fungi; Ascomycota; Leotiomycetes; Helotiales; Helotiaceae
Exons: 1
Coding region: 1-1032 (343 amino acids)
Source: RefSeq, a predicted model, not a curated record
AUGGAGCCGGUACCAGAAACAGAAGGCAUGGAGCAAUUUCGGGCUUCGCCAGUCCCAAGUCUGAGACUCCAAGAAUCGUCUCUCUACGAAUAUCGAAGCAACGAUCGAGAGUCAAACAAGAGACCUCCCACGUUACGAAGAGUGACGGAUCCUAUACCCUCAUCACCACGUUCUCCCCAGAUGUCUUCUGCCCUACCUUAUCGAUCACGAAAUACCUCGCCAUACGCUCGCGGUCACUUACGGUCAAAGUCAUCGACAAGUGCACUUGCGCCCCCAAUGUCGAGAGCUCAGAGUUUACCUGGAUUCAAUGCGGCAGGGCAGCUUCUGAUUUCACCUCAACGUCCGUCGAGUCCUCUUGGGUCACCAAAUCGAGUUCGCACGCCUAGAAAACCGGCAGAUGAAGUAUUUCCUGGGUUUCCAACGAGAAAUUUGAGAGACAUCAGUGAAACUGGAGGUUCUGAGUCACCCGAUCAUACACCUAGACCUAUGGAACGAAGUGUGUCUCCUAUUUUAGGUCUUCCCAGUUCUGCAAGUUAUACUCGAGCCCGUCGACCUGCCUCUCCUCUACGACAUCUUGCGCAACAGAAUGCUUCGGCUUAUAGUACGGCUCCUACAACACCAUCCUCUAUCAAUUCCUCCCCAUCAUAUCAAUCUCCAAAGUUCAACGAAGCUCUGCUAGGAAGUACAAAUUACAAUGCGUUUAAUUAUCCUGGCUCCUACACUUCCUCUUCCGUCCCAUCUACGCCUACGUCUAUCAGAUCUCGAAGUCCUAGUAUUUCCAGUUUGGAAACUAUUCCGGAUUCGCCAGAUGCGGAAGAAGAAGCUUUGGAAGCAGAGAGAAUUGCACAAUUGAAAGCGGAUGCAGAUGCAGCAGAUAGCGGAGAAGACAGCAAGGACAAGGGAAUGGAUGGUUCUGGUACACGUGGUAGAACUCUGGGUGCUGGUUUUGGUAGAGACAAGCGGAAACGAUGGAGUGUUUGUGGAGCAGAGAGAAGAGGUGAUUUGAAUCUAGACACAAUCUGGGAAGAUUGA